AUGAACUCCACAUCUGCACCUGAGGUCGAAUUCUCGAUCAAAAACCGGACCCGGAUCAUCUCGCUCAACAGACCGGCCAAACUCAACGCCAUCACCACCAACAUGUGCGACGAGAUUGUUCCCCGGCUGGUUGAGUUCUCGCGGUCGGACGUCAACGACAUGAUCAUAAUAAACUCCAAGUCUCCAAAGGCGUUCUGUUCUGGAGGCGACGUCAUCCAAUGUGCAAAAAACAACCUUGACAAACAACCAUUGAAGAGCGUCGAGUUCUUCCAGAAAGAGUACAGUCUGAACUACUUGCUUUCUGUCUUCAACAAGCCCGUUGUUUCCCUCGUGAAGGGCAUCGUGAUGGGCGGGGGUGUUGGAUUAUCUGUUCAUGGUCCAUUUAGAGUUGUUUGUGAAUCAACCCGGUUUGCCAUGCCAGAAACCAACAUUGGUUUCUUCAGCGACGUGGGAACCUCGUUCUGGCUGCCUAAGCUGGACGGAAACCUCGGUUACUACCUUGCUUUAACGGGAGACGAGCUGUUUGGUCUCGACACCCUGAUUGCCGGCUACGGUACUCAUUACGUUCCUUCCCACAAACACGAGGCUCUCACCAAGAGACUGACUGCUUUGGAGCUUCCGCAGCUUGCUGCUAACAAGGACAUCUCCUUUUUCGAGGAAAACGACUUCCCUACUUUGAUCAGCGAGGCUAUUGAGGAGUUCACUGAACAAAUUCCUUCGAACCAUAAGUUCAAGUACUCUGCGGAGGAGCUCGACACCAUUGAGACCUGUUUCAACCCAGACACACACAAGACCGUGGAGAAGGUGAUUGAGGCUCUGGUGAACGACGGAAGCGAGUUUGCGCUGAAUACAAUUAAGAAGCUCGAGGCCAAGUCGCAGAUCUCUUUGAAGCUGUCCUGGGAGCUGCUUUUGUCUUCCAGAGACUCCACGAUCCACGGUGCUCUGUCGAACGAGUUGAAUGUUGCUGCCAAACUGAUGCUCGACUACAAGCCAAACGAUUUCAACGAAUACAUUCUCAAGAACCUGAUCAACAGAAACGCAUCCAAUCCUGAGGACAAGGAACUGCAUCCAAAAUACGCCACCCUGACCGACGUUCCAGAGAAGCUGAUCAAGUCGCUGGUCUCCAGAGAUAACUACCAGCCUGAUGAGAACGGUGUUUUGUCGCCGGAACAGACCAUCGAGUCCCUGGAGGCUCUCAAGGUGUCCAAGUUUGAGGACUGUCCUAAGCUCGUGCGCGACUACGACACGUACCCAUGGCAGAUGGGUCUCCCUACCCAGGAGGAGAUUGAGAAGUACAUCAAAGGAGAGGACGACUCGAACAGAAAGUACUCUGUCACUGCCAAGGAGGCUGGUAAGUACUUUAUUGGUAAGUUUGGCAACAGAAACGGGGUUGUUUACAAGGUUAAACACGUUUUGGAUAGAAAGACCAAGCCUAAUGAGUACGGCAGCGAGUACCUCGAAUGGAAAUAA
Messenger RNA from Ogataea philodendri, 1470 nucleotides. RefSeq lists its product as uncharacterized. Gene Ontology annotation, cellular component: mitochondrion. Gene Ontology annotation, biological process: L-valine catabolic process. The coding region runs from base 1 to 1470 and encodes 489 amino acids. The record is from RefSeq and is a predicted model, not a curated record. Gene Ontology annotation, molecular function: 3-hydroxyisobutyryl-CoA hydrolase activity. The transcript has a single exon. NCBI's taxonomy places the organism in Eukaryota, Fungi, Ascomycota, Pichiomycetes, Pichiales, Pichiaceae.